Rhododendron vialii is the source of this 2036-nucleotide messenger RNA. RefSeq lists its product as uncharacterized. Lineage: Eukaryota; Viridiplantae; Streptophyta; Magnoliopsida; Ericales; Ericaceae. The transcript is spliced from 10 exons. Bases 189 to 1298 code for a protein of 369 amino acids. The record is from RefSeq and is a predicted model, not a curated record. Gene Ontology annotation, molecular function: oxidoreductase activity.
AUUUGGAGCCGCAGAGUCCACUCUAACGCUUACCUGCAGGGUGGCCGAUCUUCAAUGCUCCCAUUCCCGAGUCGUUUUAGUAAUUUUCAAUCGAGAAACACCGCAUUAACCUGAACUUAUCGUAUUGCACUUUCCUAAUGCAAAGCAGAUGUGUGUGAAUUGUGAUUCUGUCCUUGACUGACGGAAUCAUGGCUGGCGUCGUCCCUAAGGUUGCCGUCAUUGGAAGUGGAAUUUCGGGAGCUGUUUGUGCAUCUACUCUAGCCAGGAAUGGGCUCUCAGUCACUAUCAUCGACUCCGCUAGAGGUCCUGGCGGCCGAAUGUCUCAGAGAAGAGAAACCACUGUUGAUGGAAGAGAGCUGUUAUUCGACCACGGUGCUCCUUACUUCACUGCCAGCAAUGUUGACGUGUUGGGCCUUAUCCAUGAUUGGGAAUCUAGAGGUCUUGUUGCAGAGUGGAAAGAGAAUUUUGGAUCCUUCGAUUUCGGCUCCAAACAAUUUGGGAACAUUGAGAAGGAAGGACCAAUCAAGAAAUAUGUGGGUGUCCCAGGAAUGAAUUCUAUUUGCAGGGCAUUAUGCAAUGAACCAGGAGUGGAUAGAAAGUUUGGGGUUGGUGUUGGGAGGCUGGAGUGGUUGGAUGAUGAGAAUUCAUGGUCGUUGACAGGUUCAGAUGGACAAUAUCUUGGUCAUUUUAAGGGUGUGGUUGCAUCUGACAAAAAUAUAGUUUCACCCAGGUUUACUAAUGUAACUGGACGACCACCUCCUCUUGAUUUAAGUUUGGUUCCAGAGUUGGCCAUGAAGGUGAAAGAAAUCCCUGUUAAUCCAUGCUUUGCUCUUAUGCUGGCAUUUGAAGAACCUUUAUCUUUGAUACCAAUAAAAGGCUUCUCCUUCAACAAUUCUGAGGUUUUAAGCUGGGCAUUUUGCAACAGUAGCAAACCGGAGCGGUCUACCAUUAGUGAACAAUGGGUGUUGCAUUCAACAGACAAGUAUGCCAAGGGUGUAAUUGCUCAAUUGGGACUUCAAAAGCCUUCAAAUGCAGCAUUGGCUAAUGUGGCUGAUGAGUUACUUCAAGAGUUCCAGGCCACAGGCCUCGACAUUUCUCAUCCAUUUUUCAAGAAAGCUCAUAGGUGGGGUAGUGCUUUUCCAGCCGCAAGCAUCGUGGGAGAGGAGAAAUGCCUCUGGGAUGGGAGGAAGAGACUGGCCAUUUGUGGAGACUUUUGUGUUAGUCCUAAUGUUGAAGGUGCCAUACUUAGUGGCAUGGCCGCAGCCUCAAAAUUUAGUGAAAUCUUUAGCGGCUUAUAGCUAAACAUUAUCAGGGAGGUCUAGCUCUGGGAUAAUGUUGGAAUACCUUAUCCGGGAUGCAGCCAUAGAGGAAGUGCCACGUGUAACUGGUAAUCACCAAUGCUUGGUUAUAACUGCUACUAGUAUCAAGGAAUUUGGUAAGCCAGAGAGACCAGACCCCCGUACAGUUCUUGAAGGCAACAAACAGGAGCAGGAGAGAGAGAGAGAGAGAGAGAGAGAGAGAGAGAGAGAGAGAGAUUAGAAUGGCUAUGGCAGCUUCAGUAGUGAUGACCUCACUGACCCUCAAACCUUCUUUUUCUGCAUUCACAGCUAAGAAAACAGCAGCUGUGCGAGGCCUUCCCUCUCUCCCUAGAACUUCCCGUUUGAGGGUUGUGGCCAGUGCUAAAAAAAAGAUCAAGACUGACAAGCCUUAUGGUUAGUCUCUGUGUGUGUGUGUGUGUGUGUGUGUGUGUGUGUGUGGUAUAUAUGAGCAGUAUAAUUAUGGUCUGACAAACUUUAUCAUACAGCAUGGAUUUUUAUGGAUAACCCACAACUCCGUUAGUACUUAGUGCUACUUUAUGGCUGUUAUGGAUUAAGGAUUUGUGGGGGGUGCCAAGGUAAGAAAAGAAGAGUGGGAUGGGAAUACUAAACUUAUUCUUUAGUUCUCCAAUUAUUUUUGUCUACUUGACAAAUACCUCUACAAAUUCAGAUAACACAACCUUAUUAAUGUCUUGGGGGAAAAUAGAACACUGAGAGAGA